AUGACAGACACCAGCUUCUUCAGCGACGGCCAGGCUCUCGUGGUUGACAGCCUGCAAGGGCUGGUCGAUGUCAGCCCCGAGCUCGUCUUCAACAAGACAAUCAAGACCAUCUCGAAUGCACACCACGACCCCUCCAAUCACGUUACUCUCAUUUCCGGUGGAGGUGCUGGCCACGAGCCGGCCCAUGCAGCCUUUGUUGGUCGCGGCCUGCUCAGCGCUGCUGUCUCAGGCAACAUUUUUGCCUCUCCGUCUGUUUCCCAAAUCGUCGAAGCUAUCCGCACAGUUGGUGGCAGCGCGGGCACAAUCCUGAUCGUGAAGAACUACACUGGUGACAUCUUCCACUUCCACCUUGCAGCCGAGAAGGCCAGAGCUCGAUGGGGCCACAGGGUUGAGGUCCUGGUGGUUGGGGAUGAUGUGGCGGUGGGGCGCCAACGCAGCGGCAAGGUUGGCCGACGAGGCCUGGCGGGCACAGUCCUUGUCCACAAGGUUCUUGGGUCCUUGUCUGCUCAGGGCAAGUCGAUCGACGAGCUGUUGAGCGUCGGCAAGCAGAUUGUGGAUGGUCUCGUAACCUGUGGUGUGUCCCAGGGACACGUUCACAUCCCUGGUACCGCCGUCGAUGCUGAUGCCGCAAAUGUCAAGGUCGAACUGGGCAUGGGUAUUCACAAUGAACCCGGAUGCCAGGUUCUCGACUCGAAGCCCAGUCUCGACAGCCUGUUGAACAGUAUGCUCGACUUGCUGCUCAAGACCGACGAUACUGAUCGGGCGUUCGUCAAUUUCGAUGAUGCCAAGAGCUCCGUGCUUCUCGUGAAUAAUUUGGGAGGCACGUCACAGCUCGAAUUGAGCGCAAUCACACGCCACACGGUUCAGAAGCUCAAUUCCCGGGGCAUUCAACCAACACGCAUCUUGUCCGGUACCUUGAUGACGAGCUUGGAUGCAUCGGGCUUCAGUGUUACCAUCCUCAAGGCCACAGACGAAAUCAUCGCCAGCCUCGACUCUCCGACAACGGCUAUCGGAUGGCCUCAAACGUACUCGGCUUUCAAGCCAUACACUGGCGAGCGUGUUCUCGAGUCCGCCUCUGAGAAGUCGUCAGACCACACUUCCAAGGCCUCUGGCCCAAAGUUGAUUCCUCAAGCAUUCAACUCCUCGGUCACACAAGCCUGCCAGGCCCUCCUCGCUGCCGAACCUCAAAUCACACAUGACGAUCGUAUUGUCGGAGACGGCGACUGCGGCGCGACGCUAUCCCGCGGCGCAAAUGCUGUGCUCAAGGUCCUCUCCGAGAACCCCGUCACAGAGUCGACCACGGCAGGCGCUGCUGUGAUGUCGAUUGCUCACGCAAUUGAAGAGAGCAUGGACGGUACAUCUGGUGCCCUGUACGAGCUCUUCUUCACCGCUUUUGCCGCGGCUUUGCAAAAUUCCUCCGGCGAGACUGUUAGCACAGAAGUUUGGAGUCAAGCCGCUGGCAGCGCCCUCGAGCGGCUCCAGGCCAUGACGCCUGCGAGAGUAGGCGAUCGCACAGUGAUGGAUGCUCUGAUUCCCUUCAUCGAUACCCUGCAAAAGGAAGGCGACUUGACGAAGGCGGUGGAGGCUGCUAGAACGGGCCGUGAUAGUACUAAGGGUAUGGAGGCGAGUCUUGGUAGGGCAGUCUAUGUUGCCGGUGAGAACUGGGGCAAGGUACCUGACCCUGGUGCUGAGGGCAUCGUUGCUAUUGUUGAGGGCAUUGCCAAGUUGGCUUCAUAA
This is a messenger RNA of Verticillium nonalfalfae, 1737 nucleotides long. RefSeq lists its product as uncharacterized. Gene Ontology annotation, molecular function: glycerone kinase activity; ATP binding. Lineage: Eukaryota; Fungi; Ascomycota; Sordariomycetes; Glomerellales; Plectosphaerellaceae. Bases 1 to 1737 code for a protein of 578 amino acids. Gene Ontology annotation, biological process: glycerol catabolic process. The record is from RefSeq and is a predicted model, not a curated record. The transcript is spliced from 4 exons. Gene Ontology annotation, cellular component: cytosol.